Molecule: messenger RNA, 1908 nt
Organism: Tinamus guttatus (white-throated tinamou)
Lineage: Eukaryota; Metazoa; Chordata; Aves; Tinamiformes; Tinamidae
Source: RefSeq, a predicted model, not a curated record
AUGGAGGCGACAUCCCUGGUGGGUUUGCAGGAGGAUGGAAAUGGAAACAACAGAUCUCAGCUGCCGAAGGGGAGAGAGCGCAACGGCCAGCAAGUCCCCCGGGAGGCCUGCAAGCCAACACAAGCCCUUACUUCUCACUCCAAUGAAGGAACACAGGUGACAGUGGAGAUCCACCCCAGAGACACCACCCCGCAGCUCAUCAAGAAACUCUCCGUUGGAAAAGGUCUCCGGAAGGCCAGCCUGAGAGGCCAGGACAACAGAGGUUUCCAAAAGACCGAAGCCCCACGCCCGCCGAGUGGGAAAGACCUGCACGCAUAUCCGUGGGACAAAUCCUCUCUGAAAUCCAUGCCCGUAGACCUGCAGCAAUUUGAGAAGCUGGAUGCCUAUGCGCUAAAAGUAAACGUCAAGAACAGCGUGGAGGACCUUGUUACGGCCCUGCUUAAACAAGCCCGGACAGACCUGGAGAAAGUGCGAGCCAUUUGGAUGUGGAUAUGCCACCACAUAGAGUACGACGUGGUGGGCUACCACAACAAGAGCCAGCUGUCGUGCAAGGCCAUAGACGUGCUGCACGCGGGGAAGAGCAUUUGCGAGGGAUACGCCGAGCUCUUCGAGCAAAUGUGCAGCAUUGCAGGAAUCCAGUGCAUGAAGCUGUCGGGCUACUCUAAGGGCUACGGCUACAAGAUGGGGCAGACCUUUACCGGGGACUCUGACCAUGCCUGGAACGCCGUCUAUCUCGAGGGAAGGUGGCACUUACUCGACAGCACCUGGGGAAGUGGUUCCGUGGACGAUUCCUUCACCAAGUUCACCUUCAGGUACAAUGAGUUUUAUUUUCUGACCCACCCGGCUCUAUUCAUUAACAACCACUUCCCGGACAACAGUAACUGGCAGCUUCUUAAACCAACUCUGGCGCUGAAAGAUUUCGAGCGCAACAUGUUGCACAACAGCAACUUCUACACGCUGGGCCUGCUCACCGCACACCCAGCAACGGGGAUCAUCCACACAGAGAACGGAAAAGCAGCCAUCUCGGUGGAUUCCCGUUCCUCCAUGCUGUUUUCCUUUAAGCUGAGGGGAAUACAGGAGCACGGUUUAAUGACUUUGAAAAAACACGGAAUGAGCCUGGAAAUCUACCCCCAGAAGACAGGCAGUCACAAGCUGCAGAUCUUUGCCAAGCCCUCCAAGGCCCCUGACGAUGUCUACAACUGCGUGUUAGAGUAUGUCAUAGAGUGCAAGUCCGUGGACAAGAGCGCGCGCUUCCCGAAGGACCUCCACCAGCCCGUUGGACCAAGCUGGUUCUCGGAGCGGCAAGGGUUCCUGCGGCCGUCGCACCCGGACCCCAUCAUCCACACCAACGACGGGCGCUGUUCCCUCACCUUCACCCUGGGCAAGGACAUAAGCGUCUUGGCCUCGCUGCACUCCGAUAACAGCAGCCUCACGGAGGACGCGAGGCGGCGGCACAUCAUGCAGAUCCGCCGGGGGAACCAGAUCGAGCUCAAGAUCCACCUCCCCCACGCAGGGGACUUCGUUCUGGAAAUCUACGCCAAGAAGAAGUCGGAUCCUGGCAACUACGACUACGUCUUCAACUACCUCAUCUCGUGCCUGAACACGGAAGUCAAGUGGCCGGCCUUCCCACAGAGCUACAGCAAGUGGGCGGAAGACUACGAGGUGGUGGAGCCGCUCUCGGGCCUGCUGCCGGCCGGGCGCAACGUGCAGUUUAAGCUCAAGAUGCACGGGAUCGCCAAGGUGCUCGUGCAAGCCGAGAGCACCUACCCGCUGACGCCGAGCAGAGACGGCUACUGGCAGGGCACCUGCAACACGUCUGGCUGCGCAGAGGUGUUCGUGAUGGUGCACGAGAACGCCAACCACAGCUUCUAUUCACACGUGCUCAAAUACGAGGUGGAGUCCCAGUAA